Aspergillus thermomutatus is the source of this 960-nucleotide messenger RNA. Its product is annotated as glycoside hydrolase family 16 protein. Gene Ontology annotation, cellular component: fungal-type cell wall. Gene Ontology annotation, molecular function: hydrolase activity, hydrolyzing O-glycosyl compounds; glycosyltransferase activity. The coding region runs from base 1 to 960 and encodes 319 amino acids. Lineage: Eukaryota; Fungi; Ascomycota; Eurotiomycetes; Eurotiales; Aspergillaceae. Gene Ontology annotation, biological process: carbohydrate metabolic process; fungal-type cell wall organization. The record is from RefSeq and is a predicted model, not a curated record. The transcript is spliced from 3 exons.
AUGUAUUUCAAGUAUGCAGCAGCAGCCCUGACUGCAGUGCUCCCUCUGUGCUCUGCACAGACCUACACAAAUUGCAAUCCCCUUGAGAAGUCCUGUCCGGCCGACAAGGGUCUUGCCGCAUCCAGUUACACUGCCGACUUCACCUCAGCUUCAGCUCUGGGUCAAUGGACCGUCACUGGAGGCAGUGUUCCCAUUGGCGCACAGGGCGCUGAGUUCACUGUCGCUAAGAAGGGUGAUGCGCCUACCAUUGACACCAACUUCUACUUCUUCUUCGGAAAGGCCGAAGUGGUGAUGAAGGCCGCUCCUGGUACCGGUAUUGUGAGCAGUAUCGUCCUAGAGUCGGAUGAUCUGGAUGAGAUUGACUGGGUAAGCCUGCUUGUUCACCCGAUUUUCUUCUUGAACCGGACUAAGAAAGCGCAGGAAGCAUUGGGCGGUGAUACCACUCAGAUCGAGACCAACUACUUCGGUAAAGGCGAUACCACGACCUAUGACCGGGCCACUUAUGUGGGCGUUGGUACUCCUCAGGACACUUUCCACACCUACACCAUCGACUGGACCAAGGAUGCGAUUACCUGGUAUGUUGACGGCGCGGUCGUGCGUACGCUUGCAUACAACGAUGCCAAGGGUGGCACUCGGUUCCCGCAGACUCCUAUGCGCCUGAGAAUCGGCUCCUGGGCAGGCGGCGACCCCGACAACGGACAGGGUACCAUCGAAUGGGCCGGUGGGUUGACCGACUACAGCAAGGGACCGUACACCAUGUACGUCAAGUCGGUUCACAUUGAGAACAGCAACCCUGCCGAGUCCUACACCUACUCGGACAACAGUGGCUCAUGGCAGAGCAUCAACUCCGGAGCCUCCGCCACCACAUCUCUCUUCCCCGGCGCCGCCACCUCCAUCAAAGGGUCGUACACAGCCUCCGUCCUGGUGUUCAGCGUGGUCGCUGCCAUGCUGGGAUUCUAA